AUGUCGGACAAAGUGAAAGAAAUAAGCUCCUUAGCAAGAGAGUUGAAAACUCAUUUAAAACAAUUCCCCAAUUUUCCCAAGGAAGGGAUUCUUUUUGAAGAUUUUUUACCAAUAUUUGCAGAGCCUGAUUUGUUCAACAAAUUGAUUACUGCCUUCAAAUUGCACGUGGGCCACAAAAAAGUUGAUUAUGUUAUCGGGUUGGAAAGCAGAGGGUUUUUGUUUGGUCCAACUUUGGCCUUGGCUUUAAAUGCUGGAUUUGUACCGGUUAGGAAGCCAGGCAAAUUGCCAGGACCAACUUAUCAAGUUGAGUUUCAAAAGGAAUAUGGCUCAGAUGUGUUUGAGCUUCAACAAGAUGUCAUUCCAAAAGGCGCAAAGGUUUUGAUUGUUGAUGACAUCUUGGCAACAGGAGGGUCAGCUUAUGGUGCUGGUGAGUUAGCUCUCAAAGCUGGUGCUGAAAUCGUGGAAUUUUUGUUUGUUAUGGAAUUGGAUUUCUUGAAAGGCAGAGAUAGAUUACAUGCACCAGUGUUUACAUUAUUUGGGGGACAAGAAGAAAAAUUUAAAGAUUCAUAG
This is a messenger RNA of Lodderomyces parapsilosis, 570 nucleotides long. It is a transcript of the gene APT1, whose product is annotated as adenine phosphoribosyltransferase. Gene Ontology annotation, biological process: AMP salvage; adenine salvage. Gene Ontology annotation, molecular function: adenine binding; adenine phosphoribosyltransferase activity; AMP binding. Bases 1 to 570 code for a protein of 189 amino acids. Gene Ontology annotation, cellular component: cytoplasm. NCBI's taxonomy places the organism in Eukaryota, Fungi, Ascomycota, Pichiomycetes, Serinales, Debaryomycetaceae. The record is from RefSeq and is a predicted model, not a curated record. The transcript has a single exon.